Molecule: messenger RNA, 648 nt
Organism: Coffea arabica (coffee)
Lineage: Eukaryota; Viridiplantae; Streptophyta; Magnoliopsida; Gentianales; Rubiaceae
Source: RefSeq, a predicted model, not a curated record
CCAAAUGAAUCUCGUCCCAACUCCCUACUUCUAGUCCUCCCCCACCUAAACUGAAGCCUCGAUCAACUAUCAACUUUGCAAAAUCCUUCAACAGGGCUAGCUAACAAAAAUGAAGGCAUCGCCAUUCAACACAAUUGGUGCUGUGCUAAUGCUGCUUUUGUUGGUUGAAGCCAACUUCUCAGAAGCUGUAACCUGCAAUCCAAAUGAGCUGAACCCUUGUGCUGGGGCAAUCCGAUCGUCCUCCCCACCAAGUUCACAAUGCUGCAGCAAGAUCAAAGAGCAGAAGCCUUGCCUUUGCCAGUACGUCAAGAACCCUAUGUUCAAACAGUUUGUUACCUCUCCCAGUGCCCAGAAAGUUGCUAAAACUUGUGGGGUUCCCAUCCCUAAGUGUUGAAAAACACGAGACUGAAUUAAAGCCUAUUCUCGAGGGACUUUGCAUCUUAUAGCUUCUACAUAUAGCUGUAUGCAUGGUUAAUGAAUCUAUCUUGCACAACUCAGCAGUGUUGUGGAAAGAAUAUCUAUGCUUGCGAAUAAUGGCACACCACAUAUGGUGUUUGUGAGAAAAUUGUGUAACGAUGUACCACUAUUUUGAAUGCAUGAAGCAUCCAACUUUUCAAUUAAAAUCUAGUUUGGUCCCUAUUUUAUUAA